Molecule: messenger RNA, 2162 nt
Organism: Notolabrus celidotus (New Zealand spotty)
Lineage: Eukaryota; Metazoa; Chordata; Actinopteri; Labriformes; Labridae
Gene: polm
Product: polymerase (DNA directed), mu
Exons: 10
Coding region: 343-1893 (516 amino acids)
Biological process (GO): double-strand break repair via nonhomologous end joining
Cellular component (GO): nucleus
Molecular function (GO): DNA binding; DNA-directed DNA polymerase activity
Source: RefSeq, a predicted model, not a curated record
GGUACCGCGCAUGUGCAGCCGGUGCCGACACACAGCUGUAUCCGGUGUAACUCUGAAGAUAAGUAAGCUGCAGAAAGUGGGUUUUUAUUCCACUUACCUGCCUCUGAACAUGAAGUCUGACUCACAGGAGAGCUCAGCUUCAUCACGAUGAAGACUUUAAAUAAACUGAGAUCACUUUUAAUGAUGAAGAGCUUCAGAAACACAGACCAGCAUGCAGGAAGUGAAGAGAGCUGAGGACUAACCUGCCAAAUGAAUCCAGUAUUUAAGGAUCUUUUUAUAUAAACAUGUUUGUAGUUUUAAAUUUUAGCCUGUUUUUAUGAGUGUUUUAACACAGAGUGAGUCAUGGUGCCUUUAAAGAGGAGGAAAGUGGUCUCCUCAGAGACAGGGAGCAAAGCUGGGGAUCAAAUCAAGUUUCCUCAGGUGGUUUUGUUCCUGCUGGAGAGAAAGAUGGGAGCAAGUCGAAGAGGUUUUCUGUCUGAGCUCAGCAGGAAGAAAGGAUUUCAAGUGGAGGAGAAGUUCAGUGAGACCGUCACGCACGUCAUCUCUGAGAACAACUCUGCUUCAGAGGUCAGGACGUGGCUCGACUCUCAGGUCAAAGGUCAAACACCGUCUGCUCACCUCCUGGACAUCAGCUGGUUCACAGAGAGCAUGAAGGCUGGACUUCCUGUGCAGAUACUGAACCGACAUAGACUUCAGGAGCAGCAGACUCCUGAAGAAGAGGUGGUGGCCUUCUCUGUGCCGAGCUACGCCUGUCAGAGGAGAACCACUCUGGAGAACCACAACACCGUCCUCACAGAUGCUCUGUCGCUCCUCGCCGAGAACGCCGAGCUCAGCGACGAGGAAGGACGAGGCGUCGCUUUCCGUCGAGCCGCCGCCGUCCUGAAGUCUCUCCCUGAAGCGGUGACGAGCAUGACGCAGCUCAGAGGGCUGCCCUGUCUGGGAGAUCACACGCUCAGAGUCAUCAAGGAUGUUCUGGAGAAUGGAGCGUCCAGUGAGGUUGAAUCUACGAAGCAGUCUGAGCGGUAUAAAGCUCUGAAGGUUCUGACUGGAAUUUUUGGAGUCGGCGUGAAAACAGCAGACCGAUGGAUCAGAGAGCGGAUACUCGACCUCCAGCAGCUAAGAGACUCAGGACAGACGCUCAACCGGGCCCAGCAGGCAGGUCUGGAUCACUACGAUGAUCUGAACCAGCCCGUCUCUAAAGCAGAGGCGGACUCCAUCAGUGAAAUCGUAGAGCGGGUCGUUGUUUCUGUGCUACCAGGGGCACAGAUGAAUCUGAUCGGAGGGUUCAGGAGGGGGAAGCAGACCGGUCAUGAUGUGGACUUCCUGAUCACCCACCCAGAGGAGGGCAGAGAGGAGGGACUGAUGCCCAAAGUGGUCUCUAGUUUGGAAGCUCAGGGUUUCCUCCUGUACCAGAAAACCACAAGAAACUCUUACCUGGAGUCUAAGGAGGGUCCGGGGCGUCCGUCCUCGAACAUGGACCGCUUUGAGAGAUGUUUCUCCAUCUUUAAACUGUUGAAGAAAGUCAAACAUGGAGAGAUGCUGACGGAGGAGGAGCAGAGGAAAGGUUGGCGGGCUGUGAGGGUGGACCUCGUCGUCUCUCCCAUGAGUCAGUUUGCGUUCGCUCUUCUCGGCUGGACCGGAUCCAAGGUGACUUUUAAAAACCCACCUCUUUGUUUUUCUUCCUCUUUAAAGAAACUUAAACUUCUUCUGUUGUUUUUAAAGUUGUUUGAGAGAGAGCUGCGGCGGUGGGCGGGUCACGAGAGGUCGAUGUCUCUGAGCAGCCACGCUCUGUUUGACAGCCAGCAGGGGCGGUAUCUGAGAGCGACGUCAGAGGAGGAGAUAUUCUCUCACCUUGGUCUGGAGUUCAUUCCCCCCUCUGAGAGGAACGCCUGAGCUCCUGCAGGAGGACAGAUAAGUGAGCUCACACGGCACCACAGAGAGCAGAGAGGAGCCUCAAUCCCUGCUCCUCAAAAAGACUCUCUCUCAGAGUUUAAACACACUGUACUGCUCCUUUUACUGUCAGAUAUUCACUUUAAAAAUAUCAUAUGAAAAGAAUCAACUGCUGCUGAUUUAAACUUGAAUGCCUGUUAAAGUUUAAAGUUAAAUCUAAUGACCUGUUACUGCUGAUGCCUUCAAUUAAAACAUGUGAAUUAAAUCUUAAA